Messenger RNA from Zingiber officinale, 1615 nucleotides. Its product is annotated as stress response protein NST1-like. The record is from RefSeq and is a predicted model, not a curated record. Lineage: Eukaryota; Viridiplantae; Streptophyta; Magnoliopsida; Zingiberales; Zingiberaceae. The transcript is spliced from 2 exons. Bases 107 to 1237 code for a protein of 376 amino acids.
UUUUGUGUUUUCUUUCCCCACGCUAAACCGGUAACCGACGUUGCCAGUAGUGUUCUCUCCCGGCGGUCGACCUGCUGGCCUAAGCAGUCGCUGCCCGCCGCCGGUGAUGAAGCGGAAGAAGUGGAGGGCGGAGGAAGAGGCGACGCUUAUUCGGGAGUAUGCGGCCCUUCUAUCGCCGGCGGCUCGCUCGUCCCUGGGCGCUCUCCUCGUCGCUCGGCUCCGCACGCGGGAGAAGAAGUUCCAGCCGAUCGCCGACCGGGUGAACGCCGCUCACAACCUCCGCGACCCCAACGCCUUCCCCUUCCUCUGGUCCUGGCGCGACAUCUCCGUCAAGAUCCACAACAUGCGCCACCAGUUCCUCCACGUCAAGCGCAAGAUCCACUCCCUCCCCACCAACCUUCACGACGAGCACGCCCUCCAUCUAUGGCCCAACUUCAUCAUCUACAAGCAGGUCUUUGGCGACCAUCACGAUCCCCUCCACCGCCCCUCCCUCGAAACCGCUGCUCUCGACGAGAAUCGCUUCGACGAUGAUAGCAUAAACGAAGAAGACGAUGGAUAUGAUGACGUUGAGGAGGACGAUGGGGUCCAGUUGUUGGAUGACUUCUCUUACUCCGACCAAGAAUUGAUGGAGAAAGACGAAAGGGGUAUUGCAACAACUGUAGAUCAAGGGGAAGAAUCAGAGGAAUUAGGGUUAGAAUUGCCAAGCAAAGAUCCUAGCCACUUCCGCAGGAAAAAAGUGGAAUUUUUUAGUUCCAAGAUGGUAGAGAUUGGUGAGAUUGCAAUGAGGAGGGAGGAAAGGAGACGCGAAAAAGAAUUGGUGAGAGAGGAGGAGUAUCUGGAGAGGGAACUGCAAAAAAGGGCAUUUGUGCACCAGAGGGAGAUGGACGAGGAGGAGGACAGGAGGCUGCAAUGGAGAAAGAGGAGGCUAAGGGAGGAGAGGAGGGAAGUAGAGGAUAUGGAGUGGAGAGAAAGGAUCCUGGUGAUGCAGAUGGAGCACGAGAAACAGGCUAUGCAAAUGCAAGCCGAUGCUUUUCAAGCUCAGAUGCAAAUGAUUGCCAUCUUGGUGAGGAUUAUUUGCCAAUUCCUUGGAGGAGGAGCAGGUGGUUCUGAUGGUGGAAUUGGGGGAAUGCAACAUCAAGUGAUGCAGCCACAGCAACAAGAGCAACAAGAGUCACCUGAAACAUUGGUUGGAGACAAUGGAAAGAACGGAGAUGACUCUACCACGCACUAUGUGUAGAUUUCAUGAAUCAGAGUAACGACCUUAUAACGAAAGAAGGUUAAGGAGUCGAUAAUUAUUAAAGCAGAAGCAAGGUCGCCAACAACUACAAAGCUACAACGUGAUCCAGGAAAAGUAGCAGUUAAAUUAUUGAGGGAAAAGAAGGGUGAAUUGUUGAUACACAGGAAUUCCGCAGUUUGAUUAAACAACACUAUAUUGGCAUCUCACCUUAUGGUCUAAAUUAAAUGAAUUGAUUUAGACCUAAAUGAAUUGGGCCCCUGGGCUUGGUGCGGUAGUACGAGGGAUGGUGUAUUUUUUAAGUAAUUAGGAUUCAAUUUUUUUUUUUUUUUUUAUGUCGGACACAUCUAUUGCGAUUGAAUUACCGGUGAAGUUGGGACA